UCUAUCUCUCGCUCUGUAUUCUUCCACUCUGUUUCCCCCGAUACCUUCCUACUAAUAUCUUUUCCAGUCUGACUCUAGAGGAUGAAUCUGCAACUCCUCUGCUCUGCUAUCGCUUUAAUGGGGCAGGCCAUCCAACCGGUAGCGGCAAAUGGCCAAAGCUCCCUUGGUACCACUAAUAUCGAGAAGCGCUACAACUUUGCGGACAUGGACCAGUUCUUUGGUGGCGUGCUUGUCAAGAAUGGCACACAGACAUCGUGCCAGUUGGCGCUUCUGAACAACCAGGCUGGUCUGGUUGCCGCUAACUGCCUGGACUACAUUGGAAACAGCGUGAACAAUGCUACAAAGUAUGAGGUGUAUGUGAGCGGCACCCCAAAGGGUCAAGCCGUCAAAGUUCACAUCAGAGAAAAUUAACGUUCAUGCCUGGCUACGAUCCGAUCUCGCUGGCCAACAAUGUCGCCAUUAUACAGUACAACAUCUCGACAAGCUUCAGCUGGGACUUUACACUUGGCGUCAAUGUUACAGAGUACACCGAUGUGUACUUUGUGCGCCGCUCGCUGAAAAACCUUACAGCUAUGGAGUGGUAUCCAAAUGACGUUGUCUCGGUCAAGGCAUCCGACAGCCAGUGCAGCUCCUGGUCAAACGUCUUUUCGGAAAACAAAGGGGACUGGAUGUGUAAUAACAAAACCACCGAGUCGAUAUUUACCAGCAAGUGCAAUGUGCCGUAUGGUACGGUCUACGGCAUCAUGGGAAAGACAUACACGCUUGCUGGCGUUUACAGCCACACAGUGGUCCGCGGUGAUAAUGUGUGCAGCGACAGCAAGCAGCUCCAGUACUACACGAUGUUUGCAAACUACUUCAACUGGGCAAAGAGUGUCCUUGGAUAUUCCAUACGGCGCGGAACAAAGAACAAGGACAAGAGCACCACCGUUCCUGCCGACUUCUCGAUGCGGCGUCCGGACUCGAUCACCAUAUCUGGCUACUCGGCUAUUGGAGGAGACCUCUACUUCCUACAGGGUGUUAAGAACCAUUCGGUUCCCGUUAUGGCGGAUGAGAGCUCCACUAAGGCAGAUCCUGGUGAUGAAAGCUUCUUGAGUGCUGACACUGGGAUUGAGUAUGGAUCUGCACUAGAGCCGGUGGAAGGGGAUACCUUUGUGAGCGGUUCGGAGCCUGUUGCUCCCAGCGAAAGCAAGAGUAUUUCCCGGGGCGAGAUCAUUGCCAUUGCCGUCUGUGUGCCUGCCGGUCUGAUCAUCAUCUUCUUGGCGGUGUUCUUCGGGCUCAAAUGGCGCAAGCGCAGACAAGCAUCACGCAGCUGGGACCCACAGCUAGAGACGGAAAACCUACGCACGGUUGCAUUGGAUAUCCCUGGUGCAACAUCAGUGGACGCCGAGGCCCCGCCCAGGUAUGAGAGUAUGCACGAGCGCAACUCGGCGCUAGCGUUUGCUAGUGCUAUUUCCGAAGUCACAAAGAGCCCCUAAUUGACUAUUUACCAUUCUAAUUUGUUUUGCAUUUUCUCUUUUCGUAUAAUAUCCCAGCAUUACCAAACAGCUAUGGCGAUAUGCUCUACGCACCUUCAUUUUGAUAUCCGCUCUGUCAUGUAGCUGAGCACAGACUCAGUAUGCGAGACAUGCUAAGGUGCUUACAUGACUUCAACAUAGUUGCAUAUUCCUGUGUGUUAAUGAGCACAAAUGAUGCCAGGUAAGCAGUUGAGUGAUAACUUCACACAAAAUUCAUUUUUGCGGCUAUAUGCUUGCCACGCAGAUCUGGCAUAUCGUUGGUGUUGACCAGAGCAAGUCCCACCACAUGCAUACUCGUCAGCGAUAGCAUCUAGAUUGGGGCCAAUCGAU
Molecule: messenger RNA, 1844 nt
Organism: Linderina pennispora
Lineage: Eukaryota; Fungi; Kickxellomycota; Kickxellomycetes; Kickxellales; Kickxellaceae
Exons: 1
Coding region: 417-1475 (352 amino acids)
Source: RefSeq, a predicted model, not a curated record